AUGGAUAGAGCAAAUCACUCUGUGGUGUCAGAGUUUGUGUUCCUGGGACUCACCGAUUCCUGGGAGAUCCAACUUCUCCUCUUUGUGUUCUCCUCUAUGGUUUAUGUGGCAAGCAUGAUGGGAAACUCCCUCAUCAUGCUCACUGUGAUUUCUGACCCUCACUUACACUCCCCCAUGUACUUUCUGUUGGCCAACCUCUCCUUCAUUGACCUGGGAAUUUCUUCUGUCAUUUCUCCGAAGAUGAUUUAUGACCUUUUCAGAAAGCGUAAAGUCAUCUCCUUUGGUGGCUGCAUCGCUCAAAUCUUCUUCAUCCACGUCAUUGGUGGCGUGGAGAUGGUGCUGCUCAUCGCCAUGGCCUUUGACAGAUAUGUUGCCAUAUGCAAGCCUCUGCACUAUUUGACUAUUAUGAACCGAAAAAUGUGUAUUUUGCUUACAGUUGCUGCCUGGGUAAUUGGGUUGACCCACUCUGUGAUUCAACUGGUUUUUGUAAUAACAUUGCCAUUCUGUGGCCCUAAUGUGUUAGACAGCUUUUAUUGUGACUUUCCUCGGUUCAUCAGACUUGCCUGCACAGACACCUACCGUCUAGAGUUCAUGGUCAUAGCCAACAGUGGGUUCAUAUCUCUGGGAUCAUUCUUCAUAUUGAUUGUCUCGUACAUUUCUAUCCUGAUCACUGUUCGGAAACACUCUUCAGCAGGCACAUCUAAGGCCCUCUCCACUUUGUCAACUCAUGUCAUGGUGGUGAUUCUGUUCUUUGGCCCUUGCAUCUUCGUUUAUAUCUGGCCUCACCCCACCUCACACCUGGACAAAUAUCUUGUUGUCUUUGAUGCAGUUCUCACUCCUUUUUUUAACUCAGUCAUCUAUACAUUCAGGAACAAAGAGAUGAAAGUGGCAAUGAGAAAAGUGUGUAGUCGGUUUAUUAUUUAUAGAAGGAUUUCUUAA
Messenger RNA from Lynx canadensis (Canada lynx), 939 nucleotides. RefSeq names its product olfactory receptor 4F3/4F16/4F29-like. The record is from RefSeq and is a predicted model, not a curated record. Gene Ontology annotation, biological process: G protein-coupled receptor signaling pathway. Bases 1 to 939 code for a protein of 312 amino acids. NCBI's taxonomy places the organism in Eukaryota, Metazoa, Chordata, Mammalia, Carnivora, Felidae. Gene Ontology annotation, molecular function: olfactory receptor activity; G protein-coupled receptor activity. Gene Ontology annotation, cellular component: membrane. The transcript has a single exon.